GAGUAGAAGACAGAGAAGCAUACACCCUAUCUCAUACGGCAGCCUCAUUUGCUGGGAAGGAGGCAGUGAGCAUCUCUUCUACGUACAGCAGUGAUGCAGCCCUUUCCUUUGUUCACAUGGUUACACCGGCUUUGGGAAAAAUUGCUGAAUGAUGCAGAGGAAGUAGCCGCUUUGUACCGUGAGCUUAGCCAGUUCCCAUCUCUUUCCAGUGCCUGUAUUGGGCCUGAGAUAACAACUCAGUAUGGUGGGAAAUACUGCACCAUUUACACAGAGUGGUCCCAGCGAGAUUUGGAAAGAGCUGAAAAUGUGAAAUUCUGCCGUCAAUACCUCAUCUUCCACGACAGCCAGUCCAUUGUGUACUCAAGCCCCUCUGGCAGUUGCACUGAAAUCAAGGGAGAGCUGCUCAGCCGGGACUCUCCUAGUGGAGCACAGAAAGCUGUACUGCGAAAGACUAAUAACAGCAAAGGCGAGGAAAAACAGUUCCUUGAGGUGUGGGAGAAGAACCGCAAGGUGAAGAGCAUUGAGUUGACAUCCCUGGAGAAGCACGGCCAAGUGUAUGAGGAUGGUGAGGCUUCCUGCAGCUCUCCUUCAGUUUACCAAUUUGGCUGCUUGGCUUGGUCACACUCAGAGACGCACCUUCUCUACGUGGCGGAGAAGAAGCGCCCCAAGGCUGAGUCGUUCUUUAAACCAAAAGCUCCAGAGCUGAGCAGUGAAGAGGAACUGACCAAGUCAGACAGACGAGAUAAAGCCAUUAAGGGAGAGCAGUUUGUGUUCUAUGAAGACUGGGGGGAGUCCCUGGUGGCUAAAAGCAUCCCUGUACUGUGUGUAUUGGACAUUGAGAGCAACAAUGUGUCAGUUCUGGAGAGUGUGCCAGAGCACAUCUCCCCUGGGCAGGCCUUCUGGACUCCUGGUGACACAGGGGUGGUGUUUACAGGAUGGUGGCAUGAGCCCUUCCGUCUAGGGUUGAGGCACUGCACCAAUCGCAGAUCAGCUCUCUUCUAUGUGGACCUGACAGGCGGCCGUUGUGAGCUGUUAUCAGAUGACACCAAGGCCAUUUGGUCUCCACGCUUGAGCCCAGACCAAUGUCGCAUCGUAUACCUGGAGAACCAGGCUUCUGGGCCACACCAACAGUGCAGCCGUCUCUGCAUGUAUGACUGGUACACAAAGCUCACUUCUGUCGUGGUGGAGAUUGUGCCUCGGCAGAGCCAAGGUGAAUUCACUGGAAUCUAUAGCACAGCGCUGUCUGAGCACUGCUGGGCAGCAGAUAGCCAGAGGGUUGUGCUGGACACAAUUCAGCGUAGCAGACAGGAGCUGAUUGUGGUGGAUACAUCAUCAGGCACUGUGUGUUCUCUCACCAAGGGUUCCCAUCCUGGAAGCUGGGCUUUGCUCACCGUUGACCGAGAUCUGCUGGUGGCCAGAUUUUCCACUCCAAACUGUCCUCCCAUGCUAAUGGUGGCCUUCCUACCUCCUUCUGGCAAGGAAGCUGAAGUGAACUGGGUGUGCCUGGAAGAAGCCAGCCCAAUUCAAGAAAUCACUUGGGAUAUCCGUACUCUGCAGCCUCCUCAAGAACAGGACAACCCCCAGUAUGCGGGCCUCAAUUUUGAAUCCAUCCUACUCCAGCCCACUCAGGUGCCAGUGAAGACCAAGUUUCCAUUAGUGGUUUCACCUCAUGGCGGGCCACAUUCAGUGUUCACCAGCAGCUGGAUGCUGUACCCAGCAGUGCUGUGUCGAAUGGGGUUUGCUGUGCUGCUGGUGAAUUAUCGAGGAUCACUGGGCUUUGGCCAGGACAGUGUGGACUCUUUACCAGGGAAUGUGGGCAGUCAGGAUGUCAAGGACGUGCAGUUCUGUGUGGAAAGGGUGCUACAGGAAGAACUGAUGGAUGCACAGAGAGUAGCCUUGCUUGGUGGCUCCCAUGGAGGCUUCCUAUCCUGCCAUCUCAUUGGCCAAUACCCUGGCAUUUACAAGGCUUGCGUGGCCAGGAAUCCUGUGGUCAAUGUGGCCUCCAUGGUUGGAAGCACUGACAUCCCUGACUGGUGCCUGACCGAGGCUGGCUUGCCCUAUGACCAUGCUGCUCUCCCAGAUCCCAGACAUGGGACAGAGAUGCUGCUUCGUUCGCCUAUGCAGUAUGUUGACAAGGUUCAGACACCUGUUCUUUUAAUGAUAGGAGAGGAAGAUAGACGUGUACCCCCCAAGCAAGGCUUGGAGUAUUACCGUGCUCUCAAGGCCAGGGGCGUUGCCACCCGGAUGCUGCUUUACUCAGGCAAUAGCCAUGCACUCUCUGGUGUGGAGGCUGAGGCAGAUGGCUUCAUGAAUAUUGCACUCUGGCUGAUCCAGUACUUAAAAUGAUGACUACAAAAGCUGGCCUACGCCUUUUGUAACCUACUUCCAUUUUAAGCAGUGCGACUAGCCAACAAAGAUCCAAGUCACUUCAAUUUCAAAAGCCACUGUAGAUACUGGUUACUUUGGUACCUUCAUUCAUCAUAUCCAGAGCCUGAAUAAGUACAUGACAGUGACUCAGUACAAGAAUAAGUGAUAUGUCCUCAUUUGUGCCAGAAGUCACAUUCAUCACACACUUUACCAGAUCUUGCACUCCUAUUAAUAGUUCCACCAUAGUGAGUGGCUAUUUGGAACUGUCCGGUGCUGGAGUCUUGAGAAAUGGUCCUAUUGAAUGUUAAUAGAAUCUCUGUCUUUAGCCCUGGUCUUGGGGGACAGAACUGGAGCAGGUGAGCCACAAAGAGUCCAUCUGCAAAAAGCAAAUAAAUAAAGCAUGCUUGGUUGUCUAA
Rhineura floridana is the source of this 2783-nucleotide messenger RNA. It is a transcript of the gene APEH, whose product is annotated as acylaminoacyl-peptide hydrolase. Lineage: Eukaryota; Metazoa; Chordata; Lepidosauria; Squamata; Rhineuridae. The coding region runs from base 94 to 2346 and encodes 750 amino acids. The record is from RefSeq and is a predicted model, not a curated record. Gene Ontology annotation, biological process: proteolysis. The transcript has 22 exons. Gene Ontology annotation, molecular function: serine-type endopeptidase activity.